This is a messenger RNA of Planococcus citri (citrus mealybug), 3620 nucleotides long. Its product is annotated as SUN domain-containing ossification factor. The coding region runs from base 103 to 3390 and encodes 1095 amino acids. Gene Ontology annotation, cellular component: membrane; cytoplasm. The transcript has 12 exons. The record is from RefSeq and is a predicted model, not a curated record. Gene Ontology annotation, biological process: protein folding in endoplasmic reticulum. NCBI's taxonomy places the organism in Eukaryota, Metazoa, Arthropoda, Insecta, Hemiptera, Pseudococcidae.
AUUUUUGAAAAAAAAUUGAUAAGAACAAAACGAAAUUUUUGAAAUUCACAAUGAUGAAGUAAUUUUUUCAUGAUGUAAAUUUAAAAAAUACUAAAAUGCGUUAUGUUUAUUAAAUUUAAGGUUCUAAUUUAUUGUUCAACAUUUAUUCUAGUCACGCUUUUUACAAUACGUAACAAUGUUAUUGAAGCAACAAAGGGAACACCCGAUGGCAAAACAUGCUUUAGUACAGAAAGCAUUUCACUAAACACCACGUACGAUGACGAUAAUCAAUACUUCUAUGAUGAUUCCAAGAAAAGUAAUAACAUCAACAGACUACAGUCGAUUCUCGGGGACUAUAUUUCCAAAGGAAAUAAAAAAGCGAAAGAGGUGAACGAUGAAUUGAAGUUGAUGUUCUCGAAUACCGAAGAAUCCAUAUCGUUUAAGAAACAAGAUGUAGAAAUUUUCGCCACUGUAAUGGAUGAAGAUACAGCCGUUCCAGUCGUGCCUACAUUUCGCACCCAAUCUAGUUCUUCGUCUAGUCAAUUCGAUACUAAGAAAUUCGCCAGCAGUAAAAAUGCGUCUGCCAGUGAUGAAUGGAAACACGAUGUAAUAACAGAUCUCAACGAAACUGAAAUUCAUACAUUCCACGAUAAAGAUACGGUCGAAAGUGAUAUUAAACCGGAGAAGAGCAACGUCACAACAGAUCAAACGGUUAAUAUACCUCUGUCACCGGAUACCUUCAAACCGGUCAAUGAUUCGGGUACCAUUGCUGAUCGAGAGGAUAUACCAUCGUUUAGAGAAUGGACUGAGAAGCAUCUUGCCGAGGAAGAGAAAGAAAGAGGUGACGAUAACAACACAAACAUUUCAACCAAUGGUAAACGUCCCAAAGUACGUAAUAAAAACUACGCGUCGUUGGACUGUGGAGCUAAAUUAAUCGCCACAAAUCCGGAAGCCAAAUCAGCCGGAUCUCUUUUAUCAACCAACAGAGAUGAAUAUCUACUUAGUCCGUGCAAUAGUAAAAUUUGGUUUGUCGUUGAACUCUGUGAGGCUAUUCAAUUGAAGAAGGUCGAAUUAGCCAAUUUUGAAUUAUUUUCAUCAUCGCCGAAAGAUUUCUCGGUUUUGGUAUCGGACAGGUUUCCAUCUCGUGAGUGGACGACAGUAGGCCGGUUUCUUGCCACAGAUGUAAAAUCAGUACAGAGUUUUAAUCUACAGCCGCAUCAUUUCACCAAGUAUAUCAAAGUUGAAUUUCAUUCGCAUUAUGGAAAAGAACAUUUCUGCCCGCUUUCCAUAUUUAAAGUUUAUGGGACCAGCGAAUUCGAAGUUUUGGAAACUGUAGACGAAGAGCUAGAGAACGACGGUAUCGAAAACGACGACGACGUAACCGAGCCGAUAAUAUCGGAUCAAGAUCAAAAAAACAAGAAGAAAGAAUCGUCUAAUAAUUUAUUCGGUAGUGCCAGAGACGCUGUAAUGAAUAUCGUGAAAAAAGCAGCCGAAGCUUUGGUCAUCACACCUUCUCAAACUGGAAGUGCUCUCAGUAACGAGACCGUAAUUAGUCAAAAUCGUACAAAUUUCACUACGACGAGGGAUUGUUUCACUCCCAGAUAUUCAGUGCUCUGUAAACAAUGUUCGGAAGAAUUCUUUAAUAAGGUUUAUUCGAAAUUAAGUUGCUAUUUAAAAGAGCUCCACGAAAUGCUACAAAUUAACGUGAUUUGGAAACCUUUGCUAAAAUACCACGUCUGUUUCUCAUUCGGAAUAGCUCCAAUUUACGUGAAAGCGAAUUUCCUGAAUUUCACCAGAUCCAACGAUUUCUACGCCUUGCGUCUUCUACCGAAAGAGAUGUUGGCUGCUUUUUGCAAUCUGAUCGCUAUAUCUGAGAAUAAAGCUAAACUGAAUAUGACAAAUGGCGAACUUCUGUUACCCAAUCAAACGCAGAAGAAAUGUGAUAAAUCUCCGUUAUUAGAUUCCGUUUAUCAGAGUGAGAUUCCUGUCAGUGAAGUUGCAUCGCCGUCUUCGUCUUCUUCAACUUUCAAAAUCGUCGAAUAUACUACUUUGACGGAUGACUCGUAUGACGAACAGAAGCUUUCUUCGCAGAUAAAGCCGACGAAAACAUUGGCCAGUGAUUCGGAAAUUCCGUUUAUUUUGAAAGAUCCUGCUAUGGCUACGGUGAUACCUAACAUAGCCGUUAUACCGGAAAUACCUGCUGAAAUUGAGAGUAAAACGCCGGAAAGUGAAGACAACGAACCUAUCAAAGAAGUCGAUCACAGCAGUGUAGAAAUCGUCGAAGAUUCGAAUUCAUUAGAUUCGUUGAUAUCGGAAUUGGAAAAAUCUGAAGCCAGUCAGCAAAGUUCUUCAACUUCUACGCAAACGUCCACACCUAAACCUCCUUUACAGAAAGAAUCAGUAUUUGUUAGAUUAGCUAAUCGUAUUAAAGCUCUCGAACGUAAUAUGUCUUUGAGCGGACAGUAUUUGGAAGAGUUGAGUAAACGAUAUAAAAAACAGAUCGAAGAAGCCGCCGAAGAUCGUCAGAAAAAUCUCGAAAGAGAGGCUCGUAGAUCUCAAGAAAUUAAUACUUUAUCUCAACACGUUGCCGAGUUGACAGUCGCCGUUGAUGCUUUGAUCGCCGAAAGAGAUAGUUGGAGUUAUAAGUUCAUUAUGGUUGGCGAACAUAGUUUGAUUAUUUUCAUCGAAAUUGUAAUAUUUAUCGCGAUCGUUUGUCUUUGUCGUGGUAUUCCGAACGUUGAAAUUUCCAAACGUAAGUUUAGUUUGGAGUGGCAUCGUAAUAGACCAUCUCAGGAUGAUAUAUCUUCGGCCGGUACGUCUGUUAAACGAAGACAAUCUUUGGACGAUUUAAAUAUCAAUAAAACGACCAAACCGCAGAAAAGACGUCCUAGCGAAGAAGCUUUGAAAAUAGACGGCGCAACGCACCAAGAUUUACUAAUCUACGAAACAAACCGCAGUUCGAGAUCGGAAAACCGUCGCAAAAGAAGAAAACGAAAAGAGCUUUUAUUAAAAUCGAACGCUAACGCUAUUAAUUUAGAAACCGGUGAUAAUUUGAUGAAUAGGAAACCACUGCUGAAUAAAUUUAGCACCGCUCCUCUAUCUAGAAGCGCUUCUGCUUCCGAAAUAGACGAACAUUCUUGGGGUAGAAUCGAUUACAGCCGAACUAUGCACGUUGAUGGGAAGAAACCAACGACCGAGAGCUACAGACAAGACGAAAACAAAUACCCGCCGCCGUUUUUCAAAACGGCUACUUCAGUGAGAAAUAAAAGACUGUCAGGACAGCUAAACGGGGCACCGAGUUUAUCGCCUGUUUACGAUGUAUCUAGUGAUCAAGAUUCGUCUCUACCUUCAACACCGGUUAAAGAGAAGAAAGUUAACGGCAUUAAGAAAAUGGUGAAGAGGUUUUUCUAGUAGUUUUUUUAUUUUUCAAUUUUUUUUUACGAGGGGGUGGCCAGGGCGAAGGGUUUGAAGUGACUAGUUCACAUUUUCUCAAAAGGGGUGUAGAUCUGUUAGUAAUUUUAUUAUUAUCGGUGUAUUGUUUCUUUCGAGUUUUGUUUACUUUUUUUUGUCUUAUUUUGUAACGAAUAAAUGUUCCUGUAUGCGGUAUGAUAGUAUUCGGUAAUAGAUGUUUUUUUCAUUCA